Messenger RNA from Lymnaea stagnalis (great pond snail), 4454 nucleotides. The record is from the annotation of a GenBank genome assembly. Lineage: Eukaryota; Metazoa; Mollusca; Gastropoda; Lymnaeidae.
CUGGGCUCUUGCCCAUCUUAAACCAGUAGUUACAGGGACUGAACGAAAACAUAAUAUUACAUUAAGGUAUGCUGUGGAUUACAUAUCUCUUUCAUUAGAACAUGUUUCAUUUGAGUUGCCUGUUUGACGUUCCUUGAAUUACGAAGUCAUGUGAUAUUUAUGACUUUAAAUUGAUCCCCCUGAAUAACCGCUCUCUGUGUCAUCAGAAGAAUUACUUUAACUUGGGCUUAACAAGACAUUUAUUUUAACUAGGGCUUAUCAAGGCAUUUAUUUUAACUUGGGCUUAACAAGACAUUUAUUUUAACUUGGGCUUAACAAGACAUUUAUUUUAACUUCGGCUUAACAAGACAUUUAUUUUAACUUGGGCUUAACAAGACAUUUAUUUUAACUUGGGCUUAACAAGACAUUUAUUUUAACUGGGGCUUAACAAGACAUUUAUUUUAACUUGGGCUUAACAAGACAUUUAUUUUAACUAGGGUUUAACAAGGCGUUUAUUUUAACUAGGGCUUAACCAGGCGUUUAUUUUAACUAGGGCUUAACAAGGCGUUUAUUUUAAAUAGGGCUUAACAAGGCGUUUUUUUUAACUGGAGCUUAUCAAGGCGUUUAUUUUAACUGGGGCUUAACAAGACAUUUAUUUUAACUUGGGCUUAACAAGACAUUUAUUUUAACUUGGGCUUAACAAGACAUUUAUUUUAACUAGGGCUUAACAAGACAAUUACUUUAACUUGGGCUUAACAAGACAAUUACUUUAACUAGGGCUUAACAAGACAAUUACUUUAACUUGGGCUUAACAAGGCGUUUAUUUUAACUAGGGCUUAUCAAGGCAUUUAUUUUAACUAGGGCUUAUCAAGGCGUUUAUUUUAACUAGGGCUUAACAAGGCGUUAAUUUUAACUAGGGCUUAACAAGACAUUUAUUUUAACUAGGGCUUAACAAGGCGUUUAUUUUAACUAGGGUUUAACAAGGCGUUUAUUUUAACUAGGGCUUAACCAGGCGUUUAUUUUAACUAGGGCUUAACAAGGCGUUUAUUUUAAAUAGGGCUUAACAAGGCGUUUAUUUUAACUGGAGCUUAUCAAGGCGUUUAUUUUAACUGGGGCUUAACAAGGCGUUUAUUUUAACUAGGGCUUAAUAAGGCGUUUAUUUUAACUAGGGCUUAUCAAGGAGUUUAUUUUAACUAGGGCUUAACAAGGCGUUAAUUUUAACUGGGGCUUAACAAGGCGUUUAUUUUAACUGGGGCUUAUCAAGGCGUUUAUUUUAACUGGGGCUUAACAAGGCGUUUAUUUUAACUGGGGCUUAACAAUGCGUUUAUUUUAAAUAGGGCUUAAGAAGACAUUUAUUUUAACUAGGGCUUAUCAAGGCAUUUAUUUUAAAUAAGGCUUAACAAGGCGUUAAUUUUAACUAGGGCUUAACAAGGCGUUAAUUUUAACUGGGGCUUAACAAGGCGUUUAUUUUAACUGGGGCUUAUCAAGGCGUUUAUUUUAACUGGGGCUUAACAAGGCGUUUAUUUUAACUGGGGCUUAACAAGGCGUUUAUUUUAACUAGGGCUUAACAAGGCGUUUAUUUUAACUGGGGCUUAACAAUGCGUUUAUUUUAAAUAGGGCUUAAGAAGACAUUUAUUUUAACUAGGGCUUAUCAAGGCAUUUAUUUUAAAUAAGGCUUAACAAGGCGUUAAUUUUAACUAGGGCUUAACAAGGCGUUUAUUUUAACUAGGGCUUAACAAGGCGUUUAUUUUAACUAGGGCUUAACAAGGCGUUUAUUUUAACUAGGGCUUAACAAGGCGUUUAUUUUAACUAGGUCUUAACAAGGCAUUUAUUUUAACUAGGGCUUAACAAGGUUUUUUUUUUUAACUAGGGCUUAACAAGGCGUUUAUUUUAACUGGGGCUUAUCAAGGCGUUAAUUUUAAGUUGGGCUUAACAAGGCGUUUAUUUUAACUAGGGCUUAAUAAGGCGUUUAUUUUAACGGGGGCUUAGCAAGGCGUUUAUUUUAACUGGGGCUUAAUAAGGCGUUUAUUUUAACUGGGGCUUAACAAGGCGUUUAUUUUAACUGGGGCUUAACAAGGCGUUUAUUUUAACUGGGGCUUAACAAGGCGUUUAUUUUAACUAGGGCUUAACAAGGCGUUUAUUUUAACUGGGGCUUAACAAGGCGUUUAUUUUAACUAGGGCUUAACAAGGCGUUUAUUUUAACGGGGGCUUAACAAGGCGUUUAUUUUAACUGGGGCUUAACAAUGCGUUUAUUUUAACUGGGGCUUAACAAGGCGUUUAUUUUAACUAGGGCUUAACAAGGCGUUUAUUUUAAAUGUCCUUAACAAGGCGUUUAUUUUUAACUAGGGCUUAACAAGGCGUUUAUUUAAACUGGGGCUUAACAAGGCGUUUAUUUUAACUGGGGCUUAACAAGGCGUUUAUUUUAACUGGGGCUUAGAAGGCGUGUAUUUUAACUGGGACUUAACAAGGCGUGUAUUUUAACUAGGGCUUAACAAGGCGUUUAUUUCAAACCGGGUCCGGGUAUUUUGAGAAAUUUUACAGAAAGUCAUACACCCUACAUUCGGGCUUUAAAGCAAUAGUCCUACAGAGAGUCCUACAAAAGUCCUACACCAUAUCCGUGGCUCUUUUUUUUAUUAUUAUAAUGGCGGCUUCCAAUAUUCCCUUUAAGCUGCGCGGCUGCACAACAAUUCACAGACGCCGCGCAUCAGUUUUGAGAAUCCGCGCAGCAAAUUUCCCUGUAAGUGCGUGUUUGCGGUCUGUAAAAGUUUGCACCCAAAAAUGAUGCUGCAAAACUUUGCACACAAUUGUAUGAUGUUGCACACGAACGAGCAAACCUUAGAGGGAACAUUGGCCGCUUCCCCCUAAAGAAAUUAAGAAAUUAUGUUUGACAGCCGUUUUUUCCCCACUCAUUACUUUUAAUAUAAAUUUUCUGGAAAUAGGGGAUAGUGGUUUCGAAAAAGGAGGCAGGACAUAUACGAGAAGCAAACUAUUUAUAAGAGAUAAUAAUACAUUUAAAAAAAGCCAAAACAACUCAUUAAUUAUUGCUCGUCUCAUCUUUACUUUGACCAAAAAAUUAUAAAUGGACUGAACCGUUUAAGUGAUUGUUAGAUGGACCAAUGUUCUCAUUGUUAACGCUUUGAAUCUGUCAUGAACUCAAAGAACGCACCAUAGCUCCGAGCCCAGGAUGGACAUUAUCUUCCACGGGGUCUACCGAAAUCCGCGACACGCUGGACCGACAUCGACGGACAGCGCACAGAUCAACACGCUCCAACUGUACAAGGCGCAGGUCUAUUUGGUGGCGUCUCUGGUCUUCCUGUUGUUCGGGUUACCAGGUGAGCGUUGUUCUGCCAGGUGAACCUUGUCAUUCCAGGUUGGGAGUUGUCAUGCCAUGUGGGUCUGUUCAUGUUACGCUAGCGUUGUCCUGCCAGUUGAGCCUUGUCAUGCCAGGCGGGAGCUGUCAUGACAUGGGAGUCUUGUCAAGUUAUGCUAGCGUUGUCAUGCCAUAUGUGUCUAGUUUAUUUGCCAGUUGUGAGUUGUCAUGACAUGUGAGUCUUUUUAUGCCAAGCGAGCCUUGUCAUGUCAGGUGAGCCUUGUCAUUUUAGGUGGGCUUGUCAGGCUAUGUGAGUCUUGAAUUUUUAUGUGAGUGUUGCAAUGCCAGGUGAGCCUUGUCAUGCUUGGUGAGCUCUGCCAUGUUGGGUCAGCUUUGUCAUGCCACUUAAACAUUGUCAUGUUGGCCACCGAAGCAAAGGCACAUAUCGGAUCAUCAUAAAGUUUUCAGUAACAAUUUGUAAAUGUCCUUAAAUAAUCAGCAGUGAUAUCGUAUAAACAUUAACCGUGGUAUUGAUGAAUGAAACAAUUCAAUUCUAAUAGAAAUAAAUACUUGAGCUACUUAGGUAUCGUUCCACGUUUGUAUUGUAUUGACCUUAAAAUUUAUCGAAUCCAGUAGAUACAUUUUUUAAAUUGACUUUAACGGCUAAUCCCCAGAAGGGGGUACGUUUUCUUUCCUUUAAGUAUGAAUUUUAUGAGCCUUCAUGUGUAUUAAUCAAAUUAAAAUAUAAAAAUACAUAAUUCAAAAUCAUGAGAUAUCUGAAUAUCAUGGGAUAUAUCGAUUGAGAUACAAUAAAAAUCGUUUGAAAUAUUUCAUGAUACUGUUAGAUAUAUCAAGAUAAUUAAAGAUCUUUCAAGAUCAUGUCAGAUCUAUCACGAUUAUGGGAUAUACCUUAGUUAAUGUAAACUAUUUCAAGAUAAUAUUAGAUAUUCAAGAUCAUAUUAUGUAUUCUAUUCCAUUCCCAGGAAACAUCUUGACGAUCAUGAUACUCAGAAAGGCCACAAUGAAGGAUAAUUUCUUCUCAACACACCUAACAGCCUUGUGUGUGUUUAAUUGCUUGACCUUAGUGUGGUGUGUCCCUCGGUACAUCGUCCAGUCGUUUCAUGACCGAGACGUCCUUAGCCGCGACCCGAUGUUCUGUGCGUAA